Messenger RNA from Aureobasidium vineae, 660 nucleotides. NCBI's taxonomy places the organism in Eukaryota, Fungi, Ascomycota, Dothideomycetes, Dothideales, Saccotheciaceae. The record is from the annotation of a GenBank genome assembly.
AUGCGAGCCAUCGCUAUCGCGCUCUCUUGCCUCGCUGGCCUCUCGGCUGUGCAGGCUACAAGCCUCGUGACUGUCGUCAAAACGGUCAUCGAGGACAAAGCUGUUUACAGAGUCGACAUCUCUACUCCAGCACUUGACGGCAAGGUCAAAUCCGAGCUAGCAGAGAUUAAUCGACGUAACGAAGACGACUCGCCUGGAAGCACUACGAUGACACGCAUCUGGAUCACAUCGCCAUACACAACCAACUUCGAAAUCCCAAUAACACAGAACCCUUCCGACAAGCCAAAGUCCGAAACCACAGAUGAUGAAGAAGGCUGGGAAGAUCUCACAGAGACACCCACACCCACACCCACGACUCCCGACGAAGUCAUAGAGACAAUCACGCGAAGUCAAUCACCAGCAGGCGCUCCGGUCAGGAACACCGUAAUACCCAACAUCCCGCCUAGUGCCGCUGCACCCACCUUGACAGACAUCCCCAGCAACUGGCCACCCAAAGUCGGGCCUAAUGCCGACCCAAACGAGCAACCGCCUUUGUUCCCCGAGAUCGUCAACCCGGGCUAUGUGCCCAAGCCGCCGCCUACUCCUGUGCGAUGGUGCGAUAUCUAUCCUUAUCCUGACAGUGAUUGCGAGACCAUGCCCACUGUGACUCCCACGCCCUAG